This is a messenger RNA of Pyrrhoderma noxium, 1428 nucleotides long. The record is from the annotation of a GenBank genome assembly. NCBI's taxonomy places the organism in Eukaryota, Fungi, Basidiomycota, Agaricomycetes, Hymenochaetales, Hymenochaetaceae.
AUGAAUCCUGCUGCUAAAUACGUUUCUAAACAACUUAAACCCCUGAUUGAAGGGUCGCCAACCAUUAUUCAUGGUUCCAAAGACUUGGUGAUUAAGUUGUCUAAACUCAGUCUUACACCAGGCAGGCACUGGUAUAUUGUCACAGGAGAUGUAGUUGCGUUCUAUCCCAAUAUUCCACUUAAUAAGUGUUUAGAUAUUGUAUAUAACAUGUGGUACUAUCAUGUGUAUGACGACUAUGGACCAGAUUAUGAUUCUCCUAUUAAUAGAAAAAUUCAAGACCUCUUUAAACGAUGUCUUUAUGUUGGUAAUACUGAGCUUGUAACACAAUUUCAAAAUAAAUUUUAUUUGCAAAAUAAUGGCCUCGCAAUGGGGGUAGCAGAUUCACCGGAUCUUGCUAAUCUCUAUGGGGCAUAUUUUGAGACAAAAAAUAAAGUUCUUGAAAAUCCAGCCAUAGCUUUUUAUGGCAGAUACAUCGAUGACUGUCUCGCUAUUGUUUAUGCUGAAAGUGAACAAGAAGCACUUCAAAAAGUCGAGAACAUUGUCAAAUUUGAUGAAUGUGUUAUCGAAUGGAAUGUCAGUGCCUCAUGGCAACCAUUUCUAGACAUGGCGUUAUAUAAAGAUGAAAAUUAUAAAUUGCAACACAUGCCUUACCGAAAAGCUGGCAACUAUCAAGAAAGAGUUCCAUGGAUCUCGCACCAUCCUCUAGAUGUCAAAAGGGGAACAUUUAUUGGAGAAAUGUCUCGGCUCGCUACUCUCAGUACCACCUUAUCAGUGUACAAAGAUGCAAUACGAGGUUUAGUAGCCUUGUAUAUACGCAGAGGGUAUCCUGCCAAUCUAGUUAAUUCUUGGAUGAGAAAUAAUAUCCGCGAACGAUGGAAUAAUAGACUUCAUAUUCACAAGUCUAGUGAGCACGUGGACGUUCUAGUUCUCAAAACAGAAUUCAACUUAGCAUGGAAUUAUUUUAAUGCAAAUGAACUUUCUAAAACUAUUUUCGGAUAUUGGAAGACUUGGCUCAGCAAAGCUGACAAGAAAGAAUUCUCUUCAGAAUUCCCUGCACCCCCGGAAGAUGAUAAACAUCAAAUCGUAGCGAUGCCUACAGAUUACCUGUAUGUAUCAAUGCGAGGAGAAGAAUAUUAUAUUCCGGAUAUUCGCAAACUCGAUAUCCUUAACAGAAAAUUAAUUACAAGCCGCAAACGCACUCGUAAUUUAUUGGAUCUUGCGAGUCUUUGGAAAAAGACAGUUUUAGAAUCGAUGGAUACACAAAUCUUGGAAGAAGAGUAUUAUAAUCCAUUAUUUAAUCCUACCCCUCCUGUCGAGGAGCAGAUGGAUAUAGAUAGUGACUUAAUGAAUUAUUCAGCUAAUAGAAUACUUCAUCUUCGUGUAUCACCUGACCCCGUUUCUCGUGGGUGGCGGCAAGCUCAUUGGUAG